This is a messenger RNA of Pollicipes pollicipes, 340 nucleotides long. Its product is annotated as putative G-protein coupled receptor CG31760. NCBI's taxonomy places the organism in Eukaryota, Metazoa, Arthropoda, Thecostraca, Pollicipedomorpha, Pollicipedidae. The record is from RefSeq and is a predicted model, not a curated record.
GCUUGACAUCAACCAAUGUGAUCUCGCGGAUGGUGAAAGCGUCACCAGUGACUCUGCACAGCACGUCAACACAUUCCGUGGAUCUCAUAAAUGCCAUGAGACCACCACGUGCUCCUUCACGCCGGGCCGCGGCUGGGUUCGCGGCGGAUACGUGUGCCGAUGCCGCGCCGGGUUUUACGCCAGUCGGGGCAACCCCACCUUCGACGGUACAAAUGUGGAGGGUAAGUACAGGGGGCGUUGUGGGUGGUCUUGCUGGGCGCUCGCUGAGAAGGUGACGGCUUUCGUCGAUGCUGGCGUCCUGCAAGAGGGAUGCAUGCUGCCUGGCGCUCUGAGAUGUUAA